AUGAACACUAGAGGGAAGUAUUGCAGGUUGAGUGUACAGCUGAUGUCAUCACUUCCGGUGUAGAAUAAGAGUAGCAUGUCCUCGUGUUGAAGAAGAAUCAAAACAUCACAGGAGUUGUAUUCCUGAGCAUGCGACAUACUGCAGAAGAGGGACAAGCAAUGCAAAGUACAUGCUGAAACCUGAAUAAAGAGUCCAAUUAAACCUAAGAAGAUGGGCAAAACCAAGGAAAAGAAGACCCGAAAGCAGAAAAGUGGUUAUCUUUUGGAAACUGCACCUGUCUGCGUUCUUACCUGUGAAAAUCUUCAAGAAGAUCAAUUGCAAACAAUUAAAGAUAAAGAAAAUCCCAUAACAGACAUUUCAGUGAGCAUGGAAAGUUUGCCAGAAAAGCCUAAAAAGAAGCAAAAGAGAAAACAUUUGUCUGAGCAACAAUCUGAGAAUGAGAAGAGUUCCACAGAGCCGCAUACUGAGGGUCACCAGGAAAACAGAAAGCUAAAAAAGAAGAAGAAAUUAAGGACUGAGGCAGUAAAUCGUGAUAAAGAGACCAAAGAUGAGGAUGUGGAGCACUCCAUAAGUACAGAAGAACCCCCAAGAAAAAAGAAAAAGAGAGAAAAGACAAAGGAAGGGAACAAAGCCAAGGAGUUGGAGACACAAAGAAAUGAAAAAAGUGAAGAAUCACCAACUAGGAAGAAGAAAAAGAAAAAUAAGCUGAAAGCGUCAAAGGAGAAUAUCGCAGGAAAGAGAAAAGAGACAGAGGAAGUAAAUUCAGCUGUGGAAUCAGAGACACGAAGCAACGAAGUACUGGCAAAGGAAAAGAAAAAGAAGAAUCAUAAAUCCAAAGACAAGGACAGUGGCAAUUUGGCAAAACAGAGCAAGAAUGUGCAGCCAAACAUCAUUAGUCCUGAUGUUAAAGAAGAGGAGACGGGAAUCCAAAUAAAAGAGUCCACGGGGAUCGAUGCAAGUCUUUUGAUGCAGCUGAAAGAAUUUAUUCCUGAUAUAGAGUCAAAGGAGCCGGUGAGCAUCAGUAAAAUGAUCAAAUACGACUUGCCAAGAUUUAAGGAAUUCAAACAGCAAGGCAUCUCUGUGAAUCACGGACGUUUCACUGCACAAGAAAACGAGAGGCUGAGGAAGAACGUCAGAGACUUCAUGGCUCUCACUGCAAUAGACAGCGCCACCAAACUGUUCUUCACACAUCGCUUUAAGCAGGAUCAAGAGAACAUAAAGAAGCUCAAAGUUACGUACAAAUUCUUUGAAAGGAUAGCGGAAGGAAUUCCCAGAUCCUGUUAUUAUGUUUAUGCUCGUGGAAGAAGAAUGUUCGAUGAGCAAAACUACCAGGGAGAGUUUACGAAAGCAGAACUGCACACUUUGAACAAGUUGCACAAUUUACAUGGUAAUAAUUGGAAGAAGAUUUCAGAGUUGACCGGUCGAAGUGCCUUAUCGCUCCAGAAACGUUACACACAGCUUGCUAAUAAGGAAGGCCCCUGGUCCAAGAAGGAGGUACAGAGACUUUUGAGAGCUGUACGAGAUCAUAUAGUGAGCCAGAUCCCAGGUGGAGCCAGCAGUAGCGGGUCCAUAAGAGUGAUGAAGGAAACGUUGUAUAAAAGGCUCCCCUUGCAGAAGAUCGCUAUGAAGGUGAAAACUCGCUCGUGGUCUCAGUGCAGGGAGAAAUGGAUGGGAAUUUUGGCAGUGAAAAUGUCCUUUGGAGCCGUGUGCACAGAGAAGAAAUCUCUUGAUGUCCAAGUCAAACUCAUAAAAGGGAUGUAUGAAAUGGACGUAGAUGAUGCUGCCCAUGUCAACUGGGAGGACUUGACAGCACUGAUUGGGGAUGUACCUCCAGCAUACGUGCAAAGAAAAUGGCACAAACUGAAAGUGUGCCAUGUGCCUGAAUGGCAACGAAAGUGUUUUGCAGAUAUCGUUGACUUUCUGUAUGAGAACGUUUUACCACAGCUCGAGCAGAAGCUGAUGUCCUACCAGAACUUGGACGAGACUCAGCAUAAUGAAAACGAGGAGAGCUAUCUUCUCUCAGACAUAUUUCAGGACAUAAAUGAGGAUGAAGAUGUGGAUGAUGAUGAGGAGGAGGAGGAGGAGGAGGAGAACAAUGAAGGGAACAAGGAAAAAGAAACUCAGUAGUGGAGCUGUGUAUAAAGUAUUUUUAAAGACGAAAAGGAUGAUUGACUGAAAGCAUUGUUUUUAUUUAGUUAAAUUGAGGAGCUCAGUAUUUUUGUACUCAGUAAUAAGAUUCUAGAGAUUUCUUUAUGGAAGAAACUGAUGUGUUUACUGUUCACAUUUGAAUGUAUUUGUUUAUUCCAGGUGGAACUGGUCUUUAUGGGUAUCUAUCUAUUUUGGUAAAGAUUAUUUUAAAUGUGGAAUUUGUGUGGACCAAAAGUAAUCAUUUAAAUAUGUUGUUGCAUCUCAUUCUUUUGGAAACACUAUCCCAACAGGCUUUCUAAUGAAAUCAGUCUGAAGAGUAAUCAUUUGGCACAGCACUGACUAUAAUACAGAGUAUUAAAUAUCCUUACUCCCAAAUACAAA
Molecule: messenger RNA, 2529 nt
Organism: Pangasianodon hypophthalmus (striped catfish)
Lineage: Eukaryota; Metazoa; Chordata; Actinopteri; Siluriformes; Pangasiidae
Product: transcription termination factor 1
Exons: 10
Coding region: 211-2127 (638 amino acids)
Source: RefSeq, a predicted model, not a curated record